UAAAACAAACAACAUUUUUUUUCUCACCCAACAAAAAUUAUAUCAAUUCAAGAAAAAAGUUUCAAUCUUUUAUUUUUUUGAAUAUCAAUUCAAGAAAAAAGAAGAAAAAAAGUUUGAAUCUUUUUAUAUGGAACAACAACAAGAAGUUUGUACAAUGGAUUUGAAAGAAACAGAGUUAAGUCUUAGAUUACCAGGUGAAAAAGUGCCAGAAUUUGAAGAAAAAUCAGUGGUUAAAAGAAGAUUUUCUGAUACUUUGGAUUUGAACCUUGGUCGUGAAGAUUGUAAUGGAAAGAAAGUUGCUAGAAAUGGUGAAUUUGAUCAAUUAGACCAAUCUUCUCCUACUAAAACUCCACCUUCCAAGACACAAUUGGUAGGAUGGCCGCCAGUGAGAGCAAGUAGGAAGAAUGUAAUGAAAAGUUACAAAUAUGUGAAGGUUGCAGUUGAUGGAGCACCUUAUCUUAGAAAAGUAGAUCUUGAAUUAUACAAUUCUUAUCAACAACUUUUGAAGGCUUUGGAAGAUAUGUUUUCUUCCUUCACCAUUCGUCAUUUCUUCAAUGAUGGAAAAUUAAUGGACCCUGUUAAUGGAUCUGAUUAUGUACCAACAUUUGAGGACAAAGAUGGUGAUUGGAUGAUGGUUGGAGAUGUUCCUUGGAAUAUGUUUGUUGAAUCAUGCAAAAGAAUUAGGCUGAUGAAGAGCUCAGAAGCUGUUGGAUUAGGGCCAAGAACACCAUCCAACAUUGAGUAACGCAAGAGAUGAUUUCGAAACAUAGGGAGAAUCGUGUUAUUUAAUUUUUUAAAAGUUGGGUACACAUACUUAGAGUAUAAGGAAAAUGUUGUCCAAAGUGGUAUGGUUCAAAGCAUUAGUUCAUAAAAUGCUCUCACUAUGCUUCUAAUUUUGGGAUUGGACAUGUGAGACUUGUAGAUCAAUAUGAUUAAGGUUUAAUUAAUAUAGUUGGAGCUCACUUCCUUACCUUAAUUAAAGGGAGUUGAAGUGAAACAUACAAGUAGAAGUGCGUCCUAAACGGGUUUAAUGUUCCUUGUGUUGUUCUUUUGUUUGUUGCUUUUUAGUUUUUAGAUUAAUGCCUUAACAAGGCCUCUUUGUAUUGAUCUUUGAAUGACUUCAUUCCAUUGUUGUUGAUAUCUUGUACAAAUUAUUAACAUGAAAUAGUUUUCUUUUUUA
Molecule: messenger RNA, 1180 nt
Organism: Beta vulgaris subsp. vulgaris (sugar beet)
Lineage: Eukaryota; Viridiplantae; Streptophyta; Magnoliopsida; Caryophyllales; Amaranthaceae
Product: auxin-responsive protein IAA1
Exons: 5
Coding region: 128-745 (205 amino acids)
Biological process (GO): regulation of DNA-templated transcription
Cellular component (GO): nucleus
Molecular function (GO): protein binding
Source: RefSeq, a predicted model, not a curated record